AUGCCUGCUGCAAACCCGGUCUUGAUCCAAGACAUCCCACGAUCUCGUAACGAGCCACCGCCGGUAUUUUUGAUCCACGAUGCGAGUGGGCUUCUCACUAGCUACUUCAAGGUUGGAUCGAUAGGACGUAAAGUCUAUGGAAUAUGGGAUCCCAAGUUCGAUGCCGAUGGCAUUGGCGGGUGGCAGAGCGUAAAGGAAAUAGCUGAAGCAUAUAUCCGCCUGAUCAAAAGAGUUAUGCUUAGAGGAGAAAUUGUUCUCGGUGGAUGGUCAUUCGGCGGUGUUCUUGCAGUGCAAAUCGCCCACAUGCUAGCGACCUCAGGUCGUGGACUACGCGUGUCGCGAAUAAUCCUCAUCGACUCUGUCUACCCCCGUUGCCCUCGGCCAGAGGCUCAAAAAGAGCCAGCAAAGCUACACCACGCCCCAGCUUUACCCGGCGUCAACCAAGAGACCCGCGACAAGCUUAUGACGGCCCUCAUGCGAGCCACAUGUCUGUCCGACCAGUGGGAGCCCCCGGCAUGGUCGCUGCCGAGGACCGGUGUUCUUGGAACAGCCCGCUCCCGGGACGUCGACCCAACCCCGCCGCAUGCGGUGCUUAUCCGAGCCAAAGACUUGGUGCCCAUGGCGGACCCGAGUGAGAAGUGUCCUCUAGAUAGGACUCGAUUCUUGCCUCAACUUGGUUGGGAAGAUAUGCUCGAAGGCUUCGUGGAGCAAGUCCUCGAAACUUCUGGCAAUCACUACAGUGUAUUCGAUCAAGAACACGUAAGUGGUCAUUGAAACCCGCACAAGAUGUUACAGAACUAUCUG
Colletotrichum godetiae is the source of this 804-nucleotide messenger RNA. Its product is annotated as thioesterase. The coding region runs from base 1 to 774 and encodes 257 amino acids. Gene Ontology annotation, biological process: biosynthetic process. NCBI's taxonomy places the organism in Eukaryota, Fungi, Ascomycota, Sordariomycetes, Glomerellales, Glomerellaceae. The record is from RefSeq and is a predicted model, not a curated record. The transcript has 2 exons.